AUGGACACAAUUCCAGAACGUGUAAAGCACCAGUCAAAAAAAUCCAAAAUUGGAAAAGGCAAACUUAAAACGAAGACUCAUGAAGUAUCAGGGAGCAACUCACAUCCAGCAGGUGGUAAUGGCAGUGGAAGUUCUUCACUACCUAUUGGUGGCAGUGACAAAGUUUCUGGAGGAAAAGAUAUUAGAAUAGGAGGUGGGAGUUGCUCACAACCAGUAGUUGGCAGUGGCAGUGUUACAAGUGAGUGUGUUCAUGGAAGUUGCUCACAAUCUGGAGGAAAAAAUGUUCAGCGUAUGAAAAUUGUAUUAGAG
Ilex paraguariensis (yerba mate) is the source of this 309-nucleotide messenger RNA. The record is from the annotation of a GenBank genome assembly. Lineage: Eukaryota; Viridiplantae; Streptophyta; Magnoliopsida; Aquifoliales; Aquifoliaceae.